Molecule: messenger RNA, 1455 nt
Organism: Propithecus coquereli (Coquerel's sifaka)
Lineage: Eukaryota; Metazoa; Chordata; Mammalia; Primates; Indriidae
Product: zinc finger protein 586-like
Exons: 3
Biological process (GO): regulation of DNA-templated transcription
Source: RefSeq, a predicted model, not a curated record
AUGAGGCACAGGAAUGUUCACACUGGAGCAAAACCUUAUGAGUGCAGUGAAUGCGGAAAAACCUUUGCUGAAAACUCCAGUCUCAUUAAACACAAGAGAGUUCACACUGGAGAAAGGCCUUAUGAGUGCAGUGAAUGUGGGAAAUCUUUUGCUUAUAAUUCUAGUCUCUUUAAUCACAGGAGACUACAUACUGGAGAAAAGCCUUAUGAGUGCAGUGAAUGUGGCAAAACCUUUGCUCUAAAGGCUGUUCUCAUGCGGCACAGCAAAGUUCACACUGGAGCAAAGCCAUAUGAAUGCAGUUUAUGUGGGAAGUUCUUUGCUUAUAUCUCUCGUCUCAUCAAACACAGGAGAGUUCACACUGGAGAAAGGCCUUAUGAGUGCAGUGAAUGUGGUAAAACGUUUGCCGCAAAGGCUGGUCUCAUGAGGCACAGGAAAAUUCACACUGGACCAAAGCCUUAUGAGUGCAGUGAAUGUGGAAAAACGUUUGCUGAAAACUCCAGUCUCAUUAAACACAGGAGAGUUCACACUGGAGAAAGGCUUUAUGAGUGCAUUGAAUGUGGAAAAACCUUUGCUGAAAAGGCCAGUCUCAUGAGGCACAGGAAAGUUCACACUGGAGCAAAGCCUUAUGAAUGCAGUGAAUGUGGGAAGUUCUUUGCUUAUAUCUCUCGUCUCAUUAAACACAGGAGAGUUCAUACUGGAGAAAGGCCUUAUGAGUGCAGUGAAUGUGGUAAAACCUUUGCUGCAAAGGCUGGUCUCAUGAGGCACAGGAAAAUUCACACUGGACGAAAGCCUUAUGAGUGCAGUGAAUGUGGAAAAACGUUUGCUGAAAACUCCAGUCUCUUUAAACACAGGAGAGUUCACACUGGAGAAAGGCCUCAUGAGUGCAGUGAAUGUGGAAAAACCUUUGGUCAAAACUCGAGUCUCAAUAGACACAGGAGAGUUCACACUGGCGAAAGACCUUAUGAGUGUAGUGAUUGUGGAAAAACCUUUGGAGAAAACUCUCAUCUAAGGACACACAGGAGAGUUCACACUGGAGAAAGGCCUUAUGAGUGCAGUGAAUGUGGCAAAACCUUUGCUCAAAAUAACAGUGUGACCUUUGAAGACGUGUCUGUGAAGUUUUCCUGGGAGGAAUGGAGUCUUCUUAAUGAGGCUCAGAGAUGCCUGUAUCGUGACGUGAUGCUGGAGAACUUGACACUUAUAACGUUCCUGGGAGACUACAUACUGGAGAAAGGCCUUAUGAGUGCAGUGAAUGUGGCAAAACCUUUGUUCAAAAGGCCCUUCUCGUGAGGCACAGGAAAGUUCACACUGGAGAAAAAUCUUAUGAAUGCAGUGAAUGUGGAAAAACCUUUGCUGAAAAUUUCAGUCUCAUUAAACACAGGAGACUUCACACUGGAGAAAAGCCUUAUGAUUGUAGUGAAUGUGGAAAAACCUUUGCUGAAAAGGCCGGUCUCAUGA